This is a messenger RNA of Anopheles darlingi, 1372 nucleotides long. Its product is annotated as mitochondrial amidoxime-reducing component 1-like. NCBI's taxonomy places the organism in Eukaryota, Metazoa, Arthropoda, Insecta, Diptera, Culicidae. Bases 292 to 1320 code for a protein of 342 amino acids. The record is from RefSeq and is a predicted model, not a curated record. The transcript has 5 exons. Gene Ontology annotation, molecular function: pyridoxal phosphate binding; molybdenum ion binding; catalytic activity.
ACUUAUGGCUGCGACCGCGGAAUGUAAAUAAACUUUUUCCCGGUGUUUUUUUCUUGAAUUGAUUGGUCAAUAAAAUUCCUCGAUAAAAAUACGAGGGUUCUGCUUCAUUUUUACAGCAUCAUCCGAUUGCCUCCCACCCCUUUUUAGGUGUGAUUCACACCUAUAUAACGGCUGUCCCCCCCGCACAGCCCACCGAUUUAUCUCGUUUGAUUAGCACAAUCAACGCGCGGAAAAGAUAACUGUAAAGGAGUCCCUAGGCACCAUCGCGCAGCGGACGGAACGUCGACUGAGAUGUUGUCCGAGCUGUUCGAUGGGUCAUCCGGAACGGGCGGUUCGUUGCGGCGCGCCUUGCUAGUGGCCGCUGGUGUCGGGCUCGUGACGGCCUCCGGGUACGCUGUGUACCGGUUGCUACAGCAGCGGCGUGCCCGCCGGCCACCGACCGAGUGGCACCGGGUUGGCGAGGUGUCCGCCCUGUGGAUCUACCCGAUCAAAUCGUGUGGCGCGGUGCGAGUGGGCCAGUUCGAUUGCACCGAGAUUGGACCGGGCGUUGGCUUGCUACGGGAUCGCAUCUUUAUGGUUGUGAACAGUGCGGACGGUCGGUUCAUCACUGGUCGGUCCCAUCCAACGCUGGUGCUAGUGCAACCGUCGUUCGAUGAGCCCGGUCACGAGCGCAUGCGACUAUCCGCCCCUGGCAUGCUUGACGUCGAUGUAGACGUGCGUCGACUGCUGGAGGUCGGUCAGCACGAGUCGGCCACGGUCUGGGACCAACCGGUGACGGCUAUCGACUGUGGCGAGGAGGUAGCCCGCUGGCUGUCGCGUUUCCUGCUGCAGGAGGAUACCGGGCUGCGGCUGGUGCUGUACCCGUACGAUCGGCCGACGCGUCCGGUGCGGCCAAAGAACCGCAUCCACCAAAUGCUGACGGCGCGCGAUUCGGGCGCUCUGCACGAUGCUACCAGCUACAUGCUCCUGUCCGAGGCGUCCGUCGCCGAUGUGAACGGGCGGCUCGAGCUGCCACCCAUCCAGGCGCUCCAAUACCGCGCCAACAUUCUCGUGAAGGGACCGGGUGCCUUCGAGGAGGACGAUUGGCGAUGGAUCCGCAUCGGUGAUACCGUGUACGAGAACGUUAAACCUUGCACCAGAUGUCUCUUUACGAACGUCGACCCGGAGACGGGUGUGAGCAGCCCAGUGCAGGAACCGCUGAACACGCUGCGCAAGUACCGCACGAAACCAGGCCUCGGUGCAUCCCCGGUGGUCGGUAUGCAGAUGGGGGUGCGCCUGACCGGCAAGAUCGCCGUUGGCGAGGCCGUCUACGUUGGCUGAACCAGCUAAAAUUAGGUGCUAGGAGCAAUUUCCGUUGCUUUCCAGCUCCAUU